Messenger RNA from Striga asiatica, 669 nucleotides. The record is from the annotation of a GenBank genome assembly. NCBI's taxonomy places the organism in Eukaryota, Viridiplantae, Streptophyta, Magnoliopsida, Lamiales, Orobanchaceae.
AUGGACAGCAAGAACAGAGGAAAUUCUGGGUGUUCCAUUGACGACACACAGAGAGGAGAUGGACGGCGCUUAUGGAAAUUGCCUGAACUUGGACACCGAAGAUGGCGACACACAGAGAGGAGAUGGACGGCGCCGACGGCAUCAGAGACGAAGAUUGACAGCAACGUUGGUGUUGGCUGGAGAGGCUAUAUGGCGGUGGUGAUAAUUGCAGACGGUGGUUGUGCAGUGGCGGGUUUGUUCGCGGCUGUGGCAGGGCUGGUGGUGGUUGGUGUCGAUGGUGGGGCUGGUGGUGUUUCGAGUAGGUGGCGGGGCUGGUGGUGGUUGGGGGAGGAUCUGGUGGUGGUUGUUGGCGGAGCUGUUGAUGGGGCUCACCGGAAUCUGCUGCUCGUCACGCGCGGCCCGUUGCUGGCGGAGGUCAAGAGCUCGCCGGCGAUUCUUGGUGGCUGUGGUUGUAGGUUCAUCGAAGGCCGGCACGGUUGCUGCUCGCGGAGGGAACAGAGGGCUCGCCGGUUGUUGCUGGUUGCCGAGGCGGCGCUCGGAGUUGUAGCGAUUGGCACGGCCAGAUUUCGAGCAUUAGAGGUGGUGAGGGGCGAUCGGAUUUCGACUGGGGGAGAGGAGAUGGUGAGGGUGACGAUCGGUUAUGGCGACGGAAAGAUUUUCCUUGCGUGA